Molecule: messenger RNA, 3375 nt
Organism: Nerophis lumbriciformis (worm pipefish)
Lineage: Eukaryota; Metazoa; Chordata; Actinopteri; Syngnathiformes; Syngnathidae
Product: phosphatidylinositol 3-kinase regulatory subunit alpha-like
Biological process (GO): phosphatidylinositol phosphate biosynthetic process; insulin receptor signaling pathway
Cellular component (GO): phosphatidylinositol 3-kinase complex
Molecular function (GO): 1-phosphatidylinositol-3-kinase regulator activity; protein binding
Source: RefSeq, a predicted model, not a curated record
UUUGUUGCUAUGCAGCCUCUUGACAGUGCAGCUUCCGAAUGUAGGUUAGCGGAAGUGACGUCGGAGCCGAGCCUCCCACACCCGAACUGCGUUCUCUUGUCGAGUGGGUUUCCCCCGACACACGUGCCGUUGACAUGCAUUAUAAGGGCCGCCAAGUCGGUCGAUUGUGGAUAAAUACGCGAUCUUGUUCCGUCUUAUAAGCGCACAGCUUCAGGAUAAACUAAGCUUGCUCGCCACAUGUGCGUCACUUUAUUUUGAAAGUCAAACACAGGCACUUGUUUCGUCGCACAAUGUACAUGUGCACUUACCCACGCAUGGACGUGUAUUUGAUCAGCAUAUUUGGCUAAUACAACGUCAUCAAGUCGUUCAUGUUUUGACGUACACUCCGUUUCGAGCGGCUGGAGAGUUUCAAAGAGCCUUUACUCUGGUAGUCCAAACCGGAUGUACUUUCCUCAUUCGUUACCUUGACUAUCUUGCUGGCUACAAAACGCAGUCGGGAGGACCACUUUUGAGAUCUUUUCUAGUUAAACCAAGCCAAAGCUGCAUAUUUAUUCCUUGUAAACACUUUUUGUCGAGUUGCCCGUUCGCCGCUUCGUCAUGAAGUCCACUUUGUGUCCCGCUGGACGCCUGGAGACCAACUAAAAGGUCGUCGCCCCCAGAUGUCGUCGCCUCAGCUGAGACUUCUGUUCAUGAACGGAGGCGGAGCUUGGCGGCCGCUGCUGGGAUGACUAGCGGACAUGGGGACGGAGGAGACGCCAUAUUGACUCCGCCCACGUUCUCCUACUAACUCUUCUCAGGCAAAGCACAGCUACUUUUCUAUUGGCAUUCAGGAAGUCUGGUGUGCGAUGGCGUCCGAGGGCUUCCAGUACCGUGCGCUGUACGACUACAAGAAGGAGCGCGAGGAGGACAUCGACCUGCACGUGGGCGACAUGCUGCUGGUCAGCAAGGGGGCGCUGCUGGUGCUGGGCUGCAGCGGCGGCGCCGAGGAGCGCCCUUCUGAGAUCGGCUGGCUGCCCGGCUUCAACGAGACCACGCAGGAAAAAGGCGACUUCCCGGGCACCUAUGUGGAGUUUGUUGGCAGGAAGAAGAUGUCCCCGCCCACACCGAAGCCCCGCCCACCCAGGCCGCCAUCCGCCGCCUCAGUGAGGACAGACUCUGAGUCUGAAGGCGUCACCUUGCCAGAACAGUUCGGACCGCCCGACACGGCCCCGCCCCUCCUCAGCAGACUGAUGGAGGCCAUCGAGACCAAAGGUGCAGACUGUCCUGGCGUUUACCGCGGCGUGGGCGCAGGAAGUGUGGACUGGCGGCAGCUGGCGGACGCAGACCUGGAGCAGCUGGAGGUGUCGGCGCUGUGCGACGGGGUGGUCCGCUUCUUGCAGGACCUCCCCGGACCCGUCCUUCCGGCCUCGCUGCAGGCCGACAUGAUGCACGCCGCGCAAGAGGUCACAGACCCCGAGGAGUGUGCCAGGGUGCUUUUGGGCGUGGCCAGCUCUCCUACGUGCCCCGCCCAGUACGGCCUCACCCUGCUCAGCGUGGUCCGACACCUCGCCAGACUCUGCGUGCACGCCGCCCACAACCAGCUCAGCGUGAUGGGCCUCGCACAGAUCUUCAGCCCGCUUCUCUUCAGACACACGCCCACAGGGUCUGAGUCUGGUCCAGAUCCUCUUGUCCAGGCCCUGGAGGUUCUGAUCAGCAGUGAGCUCAACAUGAACCAGGCUGCUCCAGCUUUGCCUCCCAAGCCGGCCAAGUCCUCCACGCCGGCGGCCGCCCCGUGCACCUUCAACAACAGCAUGGCGCUGCAGGACGCCGAGUGGUACUGGGGCGACAUCUCCAGGGAGGAAGUCAACGAGAAGCUACGGGACACCGCCGACGGCACCUUCUUGGUGCGGGACGCCUCUACCAAGAUGCACGGGGAUUACACGCUGACCCUGAGGAAGGGAGGCAACAACAAGCUGAUCAAGAUCUUCCAUCGGGAGGGCAAGUACGGCUUCUCAGACCCGCUCACCUUCAGCUCGGUGGUGGAGCUCAUCAACCAUUACCGCCAUGAGUCUCUGGCGCAGUACAACCCCAAGCUGGACGUCAAGCUGCUCUACCCGGUCUCCAAGCACCAGCAGGACCAGGUGGUGAAGGAGGACAGCGUGGAAGCCGUGGGCAAGAAGCUCCACGAGUACCACCUGCAGUACCAGGAGAAGAACCGCGAGUACGACCGGCUGUAUGAAGAAUACACCAGAACCUCUCAGGAGAUCCAGAUGAAGCGGACGGCCAUCGAGGCCUUCAACGAGACCAUCAAGAUCUUUGAGGAGCAGUGUCAGACGCAGGAGCGCUUCAGCAAGGAGUACAUCGAGAAGUUCCGCCGGGAGGGCAACGACAAGGAAAUCCAGAGGAUCGUGGAGAACUACGACAAGCUGAGGUCACGCAUCAGCGAGAUCGUGGACAGCAAGCGCCACCUGGAGGUGGACCUGAAGAAGCAGGCGGCGGACUACAGAGAGAUCGACAAGAAGAUGAACAGCAUCAAGCCAGACCUCAUCCAGCUGCGCAAGACCAGAGACCAGUACCUCAUGUGGCUGACACAGAAGGGGGUCCGUCAGAGGAAGUUGAACGAGUGGUUGGGUCUGAAGAACGAGACCACAGAAGACGAGUACAGCAUGGUGGAGGAUGAGGAGGACCUUCCUCACCAUGACGAGCGACUGUGGCGACUUGGAAACAUCAACCGCCUUCAGGCUGAAUCUUUGCUGCGCAGCAAGAAGGAUGGAACCUUCCUGGUGCGAGACAGCAGCAAGCAGGGCUGCUACGCCUGCUCUGUGGUGGUGGACGGCGAGGUGAAGCACUGCGUCAUCAACAAGACGAGUACGGGCUUCGGCUUCGCUGAGCCGUACAACUUGUACUCGUCCCUGAAGGAGCUGGUGCUGCACUACCAGCACACCUCACUGGUGCAACACAACGACUCUCUCAACGUCACGCUGGCCUUCCCCGUCUACAGCCAGCAGCGCCGCUGACACGCCCCCUUUCCAACACGGCCGACUUCCCCGUCUACAGCCAGCAGCGCCGCUGACACGCCCCCUUUCCAACACGUCCGACUUGUGCUUCCUGUCCAAACUGGAACUAUGACGGAGGACUUUGGACCCGCCUUCCCUGUCAAAAUGAGGUACUGACGCGGCGGCCUCUGACUGAGCUAACUCCAAAGACUCCGCCCCUUCUUUGGGCGCCGUCCGAACAUCCCGUCACGAAACACUUUUGCUUUUUCCGGCGCAUUAACGUUUGGAGUCCAGUAUUUUAACACCCGUUGCCGCGGCAACCACCUGUGCUUUCACCAUGCUCUUAUUUUGAAAUGUUUUUCACCUAAUCAACUUUGUGUCAAUAAAAGACUUUUCGCUG